GGGACAGAGAGGUUAGCGCCCCCAAAGCUAGCGAGUUCGCGCAGGGUUAUCCAUCCCCGCUAAGGCUGGCUUUUUAGCCGAUUAUCUGGACGUACUUGCGCCUAAUCAUCUCUCGCUGAGGUCGGAGCACAGCAAGGCGGUUAGCCCCGCGCGGAACCAAGCUAGCGAAUGCCGGAGGGGCGCGUGCUUGCCGCCGUUAGCGGAGGUUAGUGUAGCAAUGAAAGCUAACGGGAUCAUCCAUGCAGAGCAUCAUCAAGCUAGCAACGAGGAGCGCACGUUCACGGAGACGGAGGAGCUGCUCGCGCGGUCGCUUAGAGCCUCCCAGGAUUAAUGCGAGCGCCCGUGGCUCUAACUAACCCUUCUGCGGAGAAUUCACAACAUGGAAGGAAGGAUGGAGACGAGCAUUUAACCGCUUUACAUUCAUUCAGCAUCGCUACGAGCUGAAACACACACUCACACUGAAGCGUCUAAGGUAGCGACUAACUGGACGGACUCUCUGGCAAUCGACCCUUUUGCAGUGGAUUAGUGGAAUAAGUCUUGAACCAUGAGCUCAGUGGCUGUGUUGACCCCGGAGAGCUUUGCGGAGCAUCGCAGUGGUCUUAAGGACCAGGAAAUAACAGGCUGCGUCCCUGAAGAUGAGGCCUACAUCCCCACCUACCUGGAGGCCUUCCCCCCGCUGCCGGAGAAAGGCACACCGGGGGAGAAGACCGGGGAGCCGGCUUCAGCGUGGGGAAGCAAGAUCAGACCCAUCAAAGCCUCAGUUAUCACACAGGUGUUUCAUGUGCCGCUGGAGGAGCGCCGCUACAAGGACAACAGCCAGUUUGGGGAAGGAGAGGAGGCUAAGGUGUGUCUGGACAUCAUGCAGCGGACUGGAGCGCACAUCGAGCUGUCGCUGGCGAAGGACCAAGGCUUGUCCAUCAUGGUUACCGGAAAACUGGAUUCUGUCAUGAAGGCUCGCAAAGAGAUCGUGGCUCGUCUGCAGACGCAGGCGUCAGCCACGGUUGCCAUUCCUAAAGAGCACCAUCGAUUUGUCAUCGGUAAGAACGGCGAGAAGCUGCAGGAGCUUGAGCUGAAGACCGCCACCAAGAUCGCUAUUCCACGACCCGAGGACCCGAGCACCAGCAUCCGCAUCACAGGCACCAAGGAGGGCAUCGAGAAGGCUCGCCAUGAGAUCCUGCUGAUCUCUGCUGAGCAGGACAAGCGUGCCGUGGAGCGUCUGUCCCUGGAGAAGGCCUUCCAUCCCUUCAUCGCAGGCGCCCACAACAGGCUGGUGCAGGAGCUGAGCCAGGAGACGGGCGCCCGCAUCAGCAUCCCGCCGCCGAGCUUGCCGAAGGACGAGAUCGUCAUCACAGGAGAGAAGGAGGCCGUGGCGCUGGCGGUCAACCGCAUCCGCGCCAUCUAUGAAGACAAGAAGAGGAAGACCACGACCAUCUCUGUGGAAGUGAAGAAGUCUCAGCACAAGUACAUCAUCGGUCCAAAAGGCAACACGCUGCAGGAGAUCCUGGAAGCCACUGGAGUGUCGGUGGAAAUGCCUCCGCUGGAUUCCAGCUCAGAAACCAUCAUCCUAAGAGGGGAGCCCGACAAACUGGGACCCGCGCUCACCCAGGUCUAUGCUAAGGCAAAGAGUGUAAUGGUGGUGGAGGUGAGCGCCCCCGCGUGGUUACAUCGCUUCAUCAUCGGCAAAAAAGGGCAGAAUAUCGGGCGGAUCACGCAGCAGCUGCCACGAGUUCACAUCGAGUUCACGGAUGGAGAGGAGCGCAUCAGUCUGGAGGGGCCGACAGAGGAGGUGGAGCAGGCUCAGGUCCAGAUCCAGGAGAUCAUCAAGGACCUGCUGGUGAGGAUGGACUACACUGAAGUCAUUAUAGACCAGCGCUUUCACAGACACCUGAUCGGCAAAAGCGGAGCCAACAUUAACCGGAUCAAGGAGCAGUACAAAGUUUCCGUGAGGAUCCCGCAGGACUCUGAGAGAAGCAACCUGAUCCGGAUCGAAGGCGACCCCAAAGGGGUGCAGCUGGCCCGGCGGGAGCUCAUCGAGAUGGUCCAGAGAAUGGAAAAUGAGCGCACCAAAGACCUGAUCGUGGAGCAGAAAUUCCAUCGGACAAUCAUUGGACAGAAGGGAGAAAAGAUUAAGGAAGUUCGGGACAAGUUUCCUGAAGUCAUUAUCAAUUUCCCCGACCCGUCACAGAAGAGCGACAUCGUCCAGCUGCGCGGGCCGAAGAACGAGGUGGAGAAAUGCGCAAAGUUCCUGCAGAAGAUCAUCGCAGACCUGAUCGAGAACAGCUUCUCGCUCUCCGUUCCCAUCUUCAAGAAGUUUCAUAAGAACAUCAUCGGGAAGGGCGGCGCCAACAUCAAGAAGAUCCGGGAGGAGACCAACACCAAGAUCGACCUGCCGACGGAGAACAGCAACUCGGAGAUGAUCGUCAUCACAGGCAAGAAGGUCAACUGUGAGGCGGCCCGAGAUCGAAUCCUCGCCAUUCAGAGAGAGCUGGCCAACAACAAGGAGACGGAGGUCACCAUUCCCGCUAAGCUCCACAACUCCCUGAUUGGCUCCAAAGGCUGCCUCGUGCGCUCCAUCAUGGAGGACUGCGGCGGUGUCCACAUCCACUUCCCCUCUGAGGGCUCCGGCUCAGACAAGGUCACCAUCAAAGGCCCCGCCGACGAAGUGGAGAAAGCCAAGAAACAGCUGCUGCAGCUGGCGGAGGAGAAGCAAGUGAACAACUUCACUGCGGAGCUGCAGGCCAAACCGGAGUACCACAAGUUCCUGAUCGGGCGAGGCGGGGCCAACAUUCGCCGCGUGCGAGACCGGACAGGAGCGCGCAUCAUUUUCCCGUCACCCGACGACACGGAGCAGGAGCUGAUCACCAUCGUGGGGAAAGAAGAGGCCGUCCGUCAGGCCCAGAGAGAGCUGGAGACGCUGGUCAAAAACCUGGAUGACGUGGUGGAGGACAGCAUGGAGGUGGACGUUCGCCACCACCGCCACUUUGUGUGUCGGAGAGGUCAAGUGCUGCGGGAGCUGGCUGAGGAGUACGGCGGCGUGGCCGUCAGCUUCCCUCGUACCGGCGCCAACAGCCAGAAGGUCACCCUGAAGGGAGCCAAGGACUGUGUGGACGCAGCCAAGAAACGCAUUCAGGAGAUCAUAGAGGACCUGGAGUCCCAGGUGAGUGUGGAGGUGGCCAUCCCUCAGCGCUACCACCGCGCCGUCAUGGGGCCCAAAGGCUGCCGCAUCCAGCACAUCACCCGAGAGCACGAGGUCCAGAUCAAGUUCCCCGAGAGAGACGACAGCGCUGCAGGUCAGGAAGCUUUGGGGCAGGAGAACGGAGACGCCAGUCUGGAAAGCGAGUUUGUUCCCCGCAGAUGUGACAUCAUCACCAUAUCUGGACGGGCAGAGAAGUGUGAAUUGGCUAAAGCGGCUCUGCUGGCGCUGGUGCCCAUAACGGAGGACGUGGAAGUGUCCUACGAGCUUCACCGCUACAUCAUCGGACAGAAAGGCAGCGGGAUCCGGAAGAUGAUGGAAGAGUAUGAGGUGAACAUCUGGGUGCCGCAGCCUGAGAAGCAGCUGGACAUCAUCAAGGUCACGGGCCUCGCCGCCAACAUGGAGCGGGCCAAACAGGGUCUGCUGGAGAGGGUGAAGGAGCUGCAGGCCGAGCAGGAGGACCGGGCUCUGCGUAGCUUCAAGGUCACCAUGUCCGUAGAUCCUAAGUUUCAUCCCAAGAUCAUCGGUCGCAAAGGAGCCGUCAUCUCCCAGAUCAGAAAGGACCACGACGUUAGCAUCCAGUUCCCUGAUAAAGGAGACGAGCAGCAGGACCUGAUCGUCAUUUCGGGGUACGAGCGUAACGUGGAGGAGGCGCGCCAGGCGAUCCAGCAGCUGGUGGCCGAGUUGCAGGAGAUGGUGAGCCAGGACAUCCAUCUGGACCCGAGGACCCACGCUCGCAUCAUUGGCGCCCGGGGGAAGGCCAUCCGCAAGCUGAUGGAGGAGUUCAAGGUUGACAUCCGGUUCCCCCAGCCGGGUUCCGACGAGCCCGACAGAGUGACGGUGACGGGUCUUCCGGACACCGUUGGCUCCGCUAUCGACCACCUGCUCAACCUGGAGGAGGAAUACAUGCUCAGCGUGACGGAGACGGAGACCUUAGCGGCGUACAUGAAGCCUCCGUCUCGCUACGGAGGGGGCGGGGGGAUCGGGAUGGACGACAGUAGCGGAGGUCCGGCUAAGGGCUUUGUGGUGCGGGACGCUCCCUGGAACGCAGCCGGGAACAAGGCUCCUGAUGUGAGCAGUGCCGAGGAUUUCCCCACUUUCGGGACUAGCGUAGCCCCAAAGCAGACGUCCGCCUGGGGUCCAAAGAAGUUCUGAAGCUCUUCACGAGAAGAAAAAAACAAACAAAAAAACAACCUUCUGUAAAUGGGACAGAAAUCUUGAAUCAAAUUGCUGCUCGCCUCUCCCCGCCCCUCCCGUCUCUUUAGCGUCCGUUUCGUCUCUUUUCAGUUCCGCUCUCCUACAACCAGCCACCGUGAAUUCUGGGAGAACUGCCCCUCCUCCCUACUGUCCUUUAUCUGUCCUCUCUUCCUGUCGCAAUGGUUCUGCUUACGCCUCGUGGUCGCACCACCGGUUCUGUUCCUGAAAGCCCGUCUCUAGCCCUUUGAUAGGAAGCGUUUUCAUUGAUCCGACUGAUGACUCGGGGAAGUGAGCGGCGGGCGUGGGUCGGCGGUACGUUUUUCACUUGCCUUCAGCAGGUGAAGGUUCGCUCACCCUGAACCUCGUUUUGAAUUUACUUCAGAGCUGGAGGCAAAAGCAGCUGCUGUUAACAGAAGAAGAAAAACUUCUUUAAUGACUUUUAUUUAUUAAUUUAUAGGAAGGAUUUGCUUUCUCUGACCUCAGAUCUGCUGGCGUUACCUUUGUUUUUGAUUCAUGUCGACUCAAGCCGUUCUGUGAUGGAAGUUGUUUGGUUUAUUUAUUGAAAAAGGAGAUACUUCCUUUCUUUUUUUAAAAAAACAACCUACUGUGAUCAUCUGUUUUUAUAAAAGCACUCACUGUAGCUUGCAACUUUAUGUACGAGCGUGAAUGGUGCGCAUCGGGCUUUGAACCUGUUCCAUCCUCUGUACAAAAAACUUUUCACUAUUUUUUUAAACUUUGUGGGACCUUCUUUUGUUGUUGGUUUCUGAACUGUUUGAAAGCGAGUUAAGAAUGUGUGUGUGUGUGUGUUGAAGUUGAAGAUGUAUAUUUGAAUGAAGCUCAACCAAACUUUUA
This is a messenger RNA of Oryzias melastigma (Indian medaka), 5242 nucleotides long. It is a transcript of the gene hdlbpb, whose product is annotated as high density lipoprotein binding protein b. NCBI's taxonomy places the organism in Eukaryota, Metazoa, Chordata, Actinopteri, Beloniformes, Adrianichthyidae. The record is from RefSeq and is a predicted model, not a curated record. The transcript is spliced from 28 exons. Bases 545 to 4348 code for a protein of 1267 amino acids. Gene Ontology annotation, molecular function: mRNA binding. Gene Ontology annotation, cellular component: nucleus; cytoplasm.